UCUACCUCGAUCUCUCGAUCUCCGGAGGCGUCAUCACAUCCCUCUCUCUCGGAAGAAACCCCAACCCAAACUUUUCCCUAUCCUUCGAUCGCAGACUCGCUUAGCGACCUAGAGACUGAGGGGGGAAAGCGGUGCCUCCGCCGUAGCCGGUGGAUAUAUUUCCUCUUGGAGCUUUUCGCGGAGGCAGCUCUACUGAUCUGGGAGCUCGGUGGGAUUCGCUGGAUGCGAUCCGGGAUCGGCAGGUUGAACGAACGAGAUGGAGGCGUCCCUGCAGGUCUUGGCGUUUUGGGCGGUGAUCUUGGUUUGGUCCUUCGCAUCCGCUUCUUCUUCUGGCCCGGAGGAUUUCCGCCGAGCGUUUCCUAUUGUGGAGCCAGAUUCGGAACAUACUAAACUGCGUCUUGCAAGAGAGGGUUUGGAGGCAAUUCAAAGAAUUACUACCCCUAUUGCUGCUGUCGCAGUUAUUGGUCCAUAUCGCUCAGGAAAAUCCUUUCUUCUCAACCAACUUCUCUCCCUUUCUUGUGAUGAAGGUUUCGGGGUUGGACAUAUGCGUGAUACCAAAACCAAAGGCAUUUGGGUUUGGGGAACACCAGUGGAAUUGGAUAUUGAUGGAACAAAAGUAUCUGUAUUGUACCUAGAUACAGAAGGAUUUGAAAGUGUUGGCAAAUCAAAUGUAUAUGAUGACAGGAUCUUUGCGCUGGCUACUGUAAUGAGCUCUGUUCUCAUUUAUAAUCUUCCUGAGACGAUUCGCGAGGCUGAUAUAUCUCGGCUCUCAUUUGCUGUUGAAAUUGCAGAAGAAUUUUAUGGAAGGUCUAAAUUUGAAUUCUGUUAGUGCAAAAAUUUUGUUAUUGUUAGUUUGUUGAUUUUCCUUUCUAAUUACUUCUGGAUUUUGCUCAUCUGUUGCUUCAUGGAGAUCAGGGUGAAGGGGCAAGAUGUUGCAUUUGAGCCUGCUAAACUCUUGUGGCUUAUCCAACGAGAUUUCCUGCAAGGAAAGUCUGUUCAAGAAAUGGUGAACGAAGCCCUUCGGCGCAUACCAAAUAAUAAUGGAGAUAGAAACAUUGAUCAGGUUAACCAAAUUCGAGAUUCCUUAGCAAUAAUGGGUGACAAUAGUACUGCCUUUAGCCUACCACAGCCUCAUCUUCAAAGGACAAAACUUUGCGAUAUGAAGGACACUGAGCUGGAUCAGUUGUAUGUGAAAAGAAGGGAGCAGUUGAAAAAACUUGUUGCAACCAUUAUACGUCCAAAAGUUGUCCAGGGAAAACCUCUAAAUGGAAAGGAUUUUGUAGCUUUCCUAGAGCAGAUUCUUGACGCCCUGAAUAAAGGAGAAAUUCCAUCCACAGGUUCUAUUGUUGAAGUAUUUAACAAGGUGAUUCUUGACCAUUGUUUGAAAUUAUACAGUCAACGGAUGGACAUUUUGCGGCUACCAGUACAAGAGAACAGGCUGCAGGAAGUUCAUGAAGAAUCAAAGGCUGAAGCAAAAAAGUUGUUUGAUCAACAACAUUUUGGUCGGCAUCAUGCUGAAAGAUCUGUUCUAAAACUUGACGAUGAGAUACAAAAGGUUUAUAGAACAUUCCUUCUGGCAAAUGAAUAUCACUCAUCAAAAUUGUGUGAAGCCAGAUACACUGAGUGUGAGGAUAAAAUGGAUCACCUUCAAGUCAUGAGACUUCCUUCCAUGGCAAAAUUCAAUGCUGGUUUUCUUCAGUGCAAUCAAACUUUUGAAAGAGACUGUGUUGGGCCUUCAAAAGAAACAUAUAAGCAGAAGAUGAUGAAGAUGCUUGGAAAAUCUCGGUCCCUUUUCAUCAAGGACUACAAUCAAAGACUCUCAAAUUGGUUGGUGACUUUCUCACUUAUUGUGGCCAUAGUGGGUCGAUUUAUCAUCAAGUUUAUUUUGUUGGAGAUUUCUGGUUGGCUGAUGUUCAUCUUCUUGGAGACAUACACAAGAAUGUUCUGGUCAUCAGAAUCACUGUAUUACAAUCCUGCUUGGCACAUUAUUGUGUCUACAUGGGAGACUAUAGUUUAUAGCCCUAUUCUUGAUUUGGACAGAUGGGCAAUUCCAAUUGGUAUAUUGCUUCUUGUUCUGCUUGUAUACUGGCGGUGUUAUGGUAGGAGGAAACAUGGAUCUCGUUCGCUGUUGCCACUGUACAAUAGCCGCCAAAAAGCUGGUUCCAAUCGUCCAAGAACAGAUUAAAUGAAGCCUCCCGAUGAUACUCCAGUAUUCAGCUUGUUAAGGUAGCAAACAUGUUAUACAUUCAUCUUGGACGGGCCUUGUUUUUAUGGUGCCUGGCCAAUGCUCACAAUCAUCUGGGCAUGCAAGAUAUGGUUACAGAUGAAAAGCUUCAAAGCAUCCUACAUAUGAUAUUAAGCGUUUUUUUGGGUCAUGAAAUUUGCAGAUUGCUUCACAGAUUGGUGUUUUUUAUUUAAUAUUCUUUUGCCAUGAGCACCACAAUCUUCUCUGUGCUACUAUCUGUUCAAGUUUCUAUCAUCUUUGUCAUGUUAUUCUCAAUAUCUGAGACUUGUGAUAUCAUUUGACAUGUGUACCAAAAGAAACUAUCAGAAUCAUUCAUCGGACUACCCAUUCUUA
Molecule: messenger RNA, 2578 nt
Organism: Musa acuminata AAA Group (dessert banana)
Lineage: Eukaryota; Viridiplantae; Streptophyta; Magnoliopsida; Zingiberales; Musaceae
Molecular function (GO): GTP binding; GTPase activity
Source: RefSeq, a predicted model, not a curated record